Messenger RNA from Exophiala aquamarina CBS 119918, 525 nucleotides. RefSeq lists its product as uncharacterized. Bases 1 to 525 code for a protein of 174 amino acids. Gene Ontology annotation, molecular function: oxidoreductase activity, acting on the CH-OH group of donors, NAD or NADP as acceptor. The transcript has 2 exons. The record is from RefSeq and is a predicted model, not a curated record. Lineage: Eukaryota; Fungi; Ascomycota; Eurotiomycetes; Chaetothyriales; Herpotrichiellaceae.
AUGGGACCAAGGGGCAAAAACCCUGCCGCUCUGGAAGAAGAGCUCCUCGCCAAUUGCAAAACCAACCUUGUUGGAACCGUUCAUCUGUUCAACCUAUUCCUGCCUCUCGUUCUCAAAGGCCAGCAGAAGAAGGUCAUUGCCAUCAGCUCUGGAAGUGCGGACCUUGAGCUAAUCUCCAAAUUCGAAAUCGAAGUGAGCGGACCUUACGCUGCCGGAAAAGCGGCCACCAAUGUCGUAGUGGCAAAAUUCGGUGCCGAGUAUGCCAAAGAGGGGGUGCUGUUCAUGAGUAUCUGCCCAGGGGUAGUUGAUACUGGACAUUUUGACCCUGAGAAAUUGUCGGAGAAAGAACUGCAGAGUACACUGGAACUUGCCGGCAAGUUCAAAAGAUAUGCACCACAUUUUGAAGGUCCGGCAACCCCAGAGGCGUCUGUCAAAGCCAUCAUCUCAGUCUUCGAGAAAUCGAGCAUCGCAAAGGGAGAUUCAGGUGCCUUCAUUUCUCACCUUGGAACCAAACAAUGGCUCUGA